Messenger RNA from Pangasianodon hypophthalmus (striped catfish), 2810 nucleotides. RefSeq names its product parkin RBR E3 ubiquitin protein ligase (gene prkn). The transcript has 12 exons. The record is from RefSeq and is a predicted model, not a curated record. Gene Ontology annotation, molecular function: ubiquitin conjugating enzyme binding; zinc ion binding; ubiquitin protein ligase activity. NCBI's taxonomy places the organism in Eukaryota, Metazoa, Chordata, Actinopteri, Siluriformes, Pangasiidae. Bases 1148 to 2524 code for a protein of 458 amino acids. Gene Ontology annotation, cellular component: endoplasmic reticulum; ubiquitin ligase complex; cytoplasm. Gene Ontology annotation, biological process: autophagy of mitochondrion; protein polyubiquitination; regulation of mitochondrion organization.
UGGAGCCAAUGUGCAAAUCCCCAGUGGCCUGCCCAUGAUGGGCCAAUAUGGGUGCCCACAUCGGCCCUCAUUGACAUGUCUGCUGGGCAGGACCUUGGGACUUGUUCUCUUCUCUGGAUGUGAGGGUUCACAAGUGCCUUACCUUGUGUCUUUGACAUGAACUAGUGUUUUCAGUCUAAACUAGUCUGUUUUCAAUUACUCUUUUCAACCAUUUAUUAAUCUCGGGUCAAACUGGACCUUAUAAGGGGUGUAAAUGUGUAGGGGGAUGCGUGGAAUCUGUUUGUACAUGUUCCUCACAGGAAACAAGCCAAGGCUACCAAGUUACCAAAUUUCAGGUUUGCGGAAGUUGGAGAAAAUGAUUUGCUCUAUAUUUGUUUUCCUUUAUUAAAAAUGACAAACGGGUCAAUUUGACCCAAGGGCCGCACAAGGGUUAAAAUCAUUCUCACCCCUGCUCGUGUUUAAUUCAAGCACUGAGUUUAAAUUCAGCCACGACUUUUAAAUUCAGACAGCAAGCCAGCAGUCGCACACGCCUUUCUUUUCGCUGCACGAGCAAAAUACAUAUAACCACAACACCUAAUGAUGUACCAAUAUAUAGCAAUAUAUCACUCAGUACCAAAGCCGUUAACCGCUCACAGCCGUUCACCGCGUCAGUUCACCGAGGACGUGCGCGCGCACAUCCAAACCUUACGACCGAACUGACACUAAUUUUUGUUGUUAGAUAUUGAUUUGCUUUCAAAUACUGAUUUACUCUUUUAAAUAGAAAGCCUGCAGUGACUCGACCGAAUACAGAUUACACGAAACACCCGUACUCUCCUAUCUACAAGCACUUCCUCUAUGCUAAACGGCACUAGGGGACAUGCAGUGUCCCAAAGCCACUGUUAUUAACUAAUUACCGCAUUAUUUUACUUUCGGUAAAUCCAUAUAAGCGAUAUAGAAAUAAAAUACAACCAACCCAAAUAUUAAAAAUAGUAUGUGUUUUUUUUUCUUUUACGCGCCAAUAAAGCCACCGGUCACAAAUAUGUGCAGGACUAGUUUUCCCAUAAUCCUUUUCGGCGUCGCGCAUGCUCCCUGUAUCAUCCACCUUUCAGAAUGUCAACAAACAGAAACGUAACCUCGUGCUGAAGCUGUGCUUUCUCACGUCUCCGGUAUGAUCGUGUAUGUCCGCUUUAACUCCAAUCAUCCGGUGGAGGUGGAGGUGGAAGAGGGAACGAGUGUAUCGGAGCUGAAGGAGACGGUGGGCCGGCUGCAGGGCGUUCAGCCUGAUCAGCUGCGGGUCAUUUUUGCUGGGAGAGAGCUCUGUAGUGAUUCCACCCUACAGGCUUAUGAUCUGCCAGAGCAGAGCACGGUACACGUGGUGCUGCCUCCAGCAGGUUCAGCACGCCGCUCUGAGCUGGUGUUGCAGCGCAGGCUGAGCAGAGGAGUAGACAGUCUGACCCGAUUGGACCUCAGUGCCUCGCGACUGCCUGCCACCUCCACUGGCCUCGCUGUCAUCCUGGAGAAUGAGGACUCACACACACAAACAGGGCCCAAACCCCACAGCACUUUCUAUGUGUACUGUAAGACGGUGUGCAAGUCUGUUCAGCCGGGAAAACUACGCGUCCGUUGCCGAACCUGCAAGCAAGGAACCCUCACACUCAGCCGGGGACCCUCAUGUUGGGAUGACGUGCUUCUCCCAGAUAGGAUUCAUGGUGUGUGCCAGUCGGAGGACUGUGAUGGCCGAGUGGCGGAGUUUUAUUUGAAGUGUGCUGCCCAUCCCACUUGUGAUGAUGACACAUCAGUGGCACUGGACUUGAUCAUGUCCAAUGUGCGCCAUGUCCCCUGCAUCGCCUGCACCGAUGUUGUGAGUCCUGUUCUGGUGGCUCAGUGUGCCGAGCGUCAUGUGAUCUGUCUGGAUUGUUUCCACAUGUACUGUGUGACCCGACUGAGCGAACGACAGUUCAUCCAUGACCCUGUGGUGGGCUACUCACUCCCCUGUGCUGCUGGUUGCUCUGACUCUCUUAUUAAAGAGUUGCAUCAUUUCCGGGUCCUGGGAGAUGAGCAGUAUGAACGGUACCAGCGCUAUGCGGCGGAGGAGUGUUUGCUGCAGAUGGGGGGAGUGCUUUGCCCUGCUCCAGGCUGCGGGGCGGGUCUCUUCCUCGAGGAUGAACGCAGGAGGGUGCAUUGCGAACUGAAAGAUGGCCUCGGAUGUGGGUUUGUGUUCUGCCGGGACUGUAAGGAGGAGUACCAUGAGGGUGAAUGUAGACAGCAGUCUACCUCUGCAACAGGAGGUCCCAUGCAGGUAUGCCACAUACACACAGGUUAUGUGGUGGAUGAAGACGCUGCCCUGCAGGCCCGCUGGGAACAAGCUUCUCAGGACACUAUAAAAGAGACGACGCGGCCCUGUCCCAAAUGCAGAGUCCCUGUGGAGAAGAAUGGUGGCUGCAUGCACAUGGUGUGUCCUCGUGCACAUUGCAAGUUCGAGUGGUGCUGGCUGUGCCGUGUGGAGUGGAAUAGAGAGUGUAUGGGCAACCACUGGUUUGGAUGAGCUGCACAUUGCUAAAGUUUGCACAUACUCAGGGAAGUGUGUCUGUGGGGAAAUAUUUGCACAGUAGGCCACCAGCUGCAGCAUACACAGAAAAUCAGAGUAGAAUCAGUAUCAGUGUUAUGCAAAUGUGAAUGCCAUCCAGGAAGCUGAACUUAACACAUGUGUAUCUAAAUAGAAAUUAAAAUACAAUUUCAGAUAUAUCAGGCAGAUUGUCUGUCAUAUUUGGUUGGACAGUGUGAUAUUGACUGUGUGUCCUGUUAAAUGUUAUUAAAGUAUUUAAAUUAAA